CGGACAGGGUGCUGAGGCGGCGCCGCGGGGUGCGGACACGGACACGGCGCUGCGGGGCGCGGACAGGGUGCUGAGGCGGCGCUGCGGGGUGCGGGGUGCGGGACACGGCGCUGCGGGGCGCGGACAGGGUGCUGAGGCGGCGCUGCGGGGUGCGGGACACGGCGCUGCGGGACACGGCGCUGCGAGCUGCGGGGCUGCGGGGUGCGGGACACGGACAGGGUGCUGAGGCGGCGCCGCGGGGUGCGGACACGGACACGGCGCUGCGGGGCGCGGACAGGGUGCUGAGGCGGCGCUGCGGGGUGCGGGGUGCGGGACACGGCGCUGCGGGGCGCGGACAGGGUGCUGAGGCGGCGCUGCGGGGUGCGGGACACGGCGCUGCGGGACACGGCGCUGCGAGCUGCGGGGCUGCGGGGUGCGGGGCUGCGGGGUGCGGGACACGGACAGGGUGCUGAGGCGGCGCUGCGGGGUGCGGACACGGACACGGCGCUGCGGGACACGGCGCUGCGGGGCGCGGACAGGGUGCUGAGGCGGUGCUGCGGGGUGCGGGGUGCGGGACACGGCGCUGCGGGGCGCGGACAGGGUGCUGAGGCGGCGCUGCGGGACACGGUGCGGACACGGGGCUGCGGGACACCGGGCUGCGAGGGAUGCGGGACACGGACACGGUGCUGCGGGAUGCGGAGCCGUCGGUGCUGCCGGACUUGGUGCUGUGGGACACGGUGAUGCCGGACACGGUGCUGCGGGACACAGGGCUGCAGGACACGGAGCCGUCGGUGCUGUCUGACAUGGUGCUGCCAGACACGGUGCUGCUGCGGAUCCUGGCGCUGCUAUCGCCGAGGGACCGGCUGCGAGCGGCCCGGGUGUCCCGGCGCUGGCGGCGGCUGGCGCGGGACAGGGAGGUCUGGAGACACGUGGAUCUGAGUGAGGAGAGGCUGACCCCCCGGGCUCUGUGGGCGCUGGCUCGGGGGCCGCUGCUGCCGCCCGCGCGGGGGCUCCGGCUCCGGGGGUCUCUGUGCUCCGGCAGCCGCCUCCCGCCGCUGCUGUCCCCGGCUCUGGCGGCCGCGCUGGCUCGGAGCUGCCCCUUCCUCAGCAGCCUGUGGCUGAGCGAAGCCGACCUCAGGAAGGUCCCUUUCGCCUCGCUGCCCCCGACCCUGCGGACUCUGGAGCUGCAGAGAUGCGAGAUCCCGGCCGCGUGGUUCCGCGGCCCCGCGCGGCUGCGGCGCCUCGAGCUGUCGGACGUGCCGGCGUUCUCGGACCGGCACCUGCUGGCCGCGUCCUGCCACAGCCCCCUGAGCAGCCUGAGCCUGGCGGGGACCUACAGGCUGACGGACGAGGGGGUGACACGAGCAGCUCCUCACCUGCGGGGCCUGGAGCGGCUGCGCCUGAGCCGCUGCCCCCUGGGCGACGCCGCCAUCGCCGCCGUCUCGCGGCUCCCGCGGCUGCGGCACCUGGACAUCGGCGGCGCCGCCGCGGUGACGGCGCACGGCCUGGCCUCGGUGGCCGCGCUGCGGGAGCUGCGGGAGCUGCGGCUGGCGCUGAGCCCACGGCUGCCCCCGGGCUCGCUGCUGGCCGUGUGCCACGCGCUGCCGCGGCUGCGGCGCCUCGGCCUGGCGGGGGACGGCGUGAGCGACGGCGUCCUGGACACGCUGCGGGCGGCUUUCCCCCUGUGCAGCGUCUCACACGCAGCGUGAGGCGGGAGCUCGGCUGCUCCUCUCCUGGGGGCUCCCCUUUGCCUGCAGGGGGGGGUUUGGGCACUGGGUUUCUCUUCAGGCCAAACCAGCCACUGAGAGACAGAGCCCAGAGCACAAAGCUCGGUCAACACCCAGCUCCCAGCGCCCCCCGGCCCGUUGCAGACCCUGCCUGGGGGUGGAACCCCCCCUCACCCCGGCUCAGAGCUCGGGUGCCACUGUCCCAGGCAGCCAGGGUUGAGUGCAGCAUCUCACCUCCCUUCUCCAUCCCCCUUCUCCUUCCCUCCAGACCCACUUGGAAGUUAUUCUUGGGAAUGGUUUCCCCCACACCCCCAAGAGCCACAAGUGUUGCCUUUGCUUUUGUUGUGCUUCCUCAUCAGCUUUUAUCCUCCUCUUCCUCCCCCUCUGGCAGCAGAACCCCCCUGAGCCUCGUGGCUGUGCUCAGGCCCUGGAGCCAGCCCAGGGAGGGAGGGAUGAGGGUGACACAAAAAGUUGUGGGUAUUGAAUAAUAAAUGGCUUUUCCUAAA
Messenger RNA from Colius striatus (speckled mousebird), 2212 nucleotides. RefSeq names its product F-box and leucine rich repeat protein 12 (gene FBXL12). Gene Ontology annotation, cellular component: SCF ubiquitin ligase complex. Gene Ontology annotation, molecular function: protein binding. Bases 645 to 1688 code for a protein of 347 amino acids. The record is from RefSeq and is a predicted model, not a curated record. NCBI's taxonomy places the organism in Eukaryota, Metazoa, Chordata, Aves, Coliiformes, Coliidae. Gene Ontology annotation, biological process: SCF-dependent proteasomal ubiquitin-dependent protein catabolic process. The transcript has 4 exons.